Molecule: messenger RNA, 441 nt
Organism: Echinostoma caproni
Lineage: Eukaryota; Metazoa; Platyhelminthes; Trematoda; Plagiorchiida; Echinostomatidae
Source: the annotation of a GenBank genome assembly
AUGCGCAUUUCCGCCCUUGAAGCGCAUGUCCAAACAAUUCUUGAUCAGAAAGUACAGAACGCGGACUGUUUUGUGGUAGUUCGUAAUCACGAAGAGCAGCCCCAAUCAGUGUCACGUAACAGAACGGAACUAGGUUCGGAUACCAAUCGACCGAGGUCCACCGCACGCAUCUCUCCGGCCACGCCGGCCAACGAAGACCGGGGACGAUUGCUACGCAGUGCCCAGGCCGAUUUGCCAGAGGUCAAUCAAUUUCUUCGAUUACCCGUGGAAGCCUCGCGUGCACGAGCCCAAAAGUUGAUGGAAUACGCGCGACUCAAGACGGGUUUGGAACAGAUCGAAAAGGUGGCCAAGAAUGUGCAAAUUGUAAUAGAUCGGAUAUUAGAAAUCCGAUUCUCAUUGAAUGCUGCUGUCUUCCGUGUUUUAUUGGUUGUGUUGAUUUGA